CCUCCUCCAGCCCCUAGUGACGAGUUUACAGGAAGCAAAACAGUGACUGGGCGACAGUGGGUGGGAUUGGUUUACGGAACCGUGGUUGGGAUGGAACUAAAAAAAGGUUGGAGAGUCGUCACGCUUCUAUGGAGGAAGACACGAGGCUACAAGUGAAACGGAGAAAACAGGCAGCCGGUAGAAACUAAAACGGAUCAGUGCUUCCCCCCCCUCAGGUGUAUCCGGUUUGAAAGCGCCGCCCAAUCGUCUGUCACGCUUUUGCAGCUGCCGGAUUUCAACCAGCUAGCGUCGCACUUUGCCCCGCCCCCCUGUUUGGAGCCUCAGCAAAAUAAACAGCUAUCGGCUAAUCUUCCAGCUCCAGUGCCGGAGUGAGGAUGCUGCUGCUCCGGAGGGGGACCGUGUCUCUGCGGCGGUCCGCUGCCGCUUCGCUUGCGGCGGCUCGGUGCGCCUCCUCGGGCUCAGUGGGAGUCACAGUCCCGCUGAACUUCUGGGACGGGGAGAGGAGGGCAAGUCAGGGGAAAUACACCAAGGACAGUGUGUACGAGCCUGCAACAGGGCGAGUCCUGUGCCAUUUGGAGCCGUGUGGCGCUGUGGAUGUCGAUCAGGCUGUGAAAUCUGCCAUGUUGGCUUUUGGCCAUUGGAGCAAAAUGUCUGGGAUGGACAGGGCGAGGAUCAUGAUAGAAGCAGCCCAUAUAAUUGAGAGCAGGAGAGAGGAGCUGGCUGAAAUGGAGGUGGUCAACAAUGGGAAGUCCAUCACAGAGGCCCGUCUGGAUGUGGACUCUGCCAGACUGUGUAUAGAGUACUACGCAGGGCUGGCCAGCACUCUGGCAGGUCAACAUGUGCAGUUAGCUGGAGGAUCCUUUGCCUACACCCGCAGGGAGCCUUUAGGAGUCUGUGCUGGCAUUGGUGCUUGGAAUUAUCCUUUUCAAAUAGCUGCCUGGAAAUCAGCUCCAGCCCUGGCCUGUGGUAACUCCAUGGUGUUCAAGCCAUCACCGGUGACACCUGUGACAGCCGUCAUGCUAGCAGAGGUCUAUGCUAAGGCUGGAGCUCCAGAGGGACUGUUCAACGUGGUGCAGGGCGGCCAGGAGACCGGCAGCUUCCUAUGCCUCCACCCUGAUGUGGCGAAGGUGUCCUUUACUGGGAGUGUGCCCACAGGCAAGAAGAUCAUGGAGAUGGCAUCUAAGGGAGUGAAACCAGUGACUCUGGAGCUUGGGGGGAAAUCUCCUCUGCUCAUAUUCCCGGAUAGUGAUCUGGAGAACGCUGUGAGGGGAGCUCUCAUGGCCAAUUUCCUGUCUCAAGGCCAGGUCUGCAGCAACGGUACAAGGGUGUUUGUUCACAAGGAUAUUCUGCCUGAGUUUGUGGAGGAGGUGGUGAAGAGGACCAAGGCGAUCGAGAUAGGGGACCCACUGUUGGAGACCACCCGAAUGGGAGCACUGGUCAGCCGGCCACAUCUAGAAAAAGUCCUAUCCUUUGUGGACCAGGCGAAGAAAGAGGGAGCCACACUGUUGUGCGGAGGUGAAGUUUUUGUCCCAUCAGACCCCAAACUCAAAGGUGGAUACUACAUGACUCCAUGUGUGUUGGGUGACUGCACAGAUGAGAUGACCUGUGUGAAGGAGGAGAUUUUUGGUCCCGUCAUGUCCGUGUUGUCUUUUGAAACGGAAGAGGAAGUGCUGCAGAGAGCCAACAACACCACCUUGGGUCUGGCUGCAGGAGUUUUCACCAGGGAUGUGAUGCGAGCCCAUCGUGUUGUCGAACACCUCAAAGCUGGUUCCUGUUUCAUCAACAACUACAACAUCACUCCUGUCCAGGUGCCCUUCGGAGGCUUCAAAAUGUCAGGCAUAGGGCGGGAGAAUGGCCAGGUGACCAUAGAGUACUACUCCCAGCUAAAGUCGGUGUUUGUGGAAAUGGGCGACGUGGACAGUCUCUUCUAGUUUACACACACACACACGGAGGAGGAUUGAAGAACUGGAGCAGAUGGUCUGGACCAGGACAUCUCAUCCAUCACUCAGGGAAAAAACACAUCAGUGAUCACAAGUGAUUAGAAGCUAGUUUUGAUCCACGGGGCUCCAGUUGUCCGCCUUGAAUGUUGAGCCAUGUUUGUCAGUAUUUUGUGAGUUGGAGGAAAAUGUGACAAGGCUCAAGGUGAUCUGAGACAAAAAAACUGUGGUAACUAAGUAGAAUAAUACGAAUGUGACACGAGCUGGAAAAAUGUAUUAAUUGAAAAGGAACAUUACUGUCUGUGCCAAAUUAAUCUAAUUAGAGACAGUUUUAUACUUAAUGACCACUAAUUUCUUUUAGCUACUUCAGCAUAUAUGAGCUGCAUUUUGUGUCAUAUAAAUUGCACUGCAGCAGUUCUGCCUCGCUCAGUACUUUCUUGAGACUUAAAUUUCAAAUACAUUUUACAGUUUUAUACACAAACCGAAGUUUACAACCAAGUUUUAUUUCUUGAACUACAUCAAUAUAUCUUUAUACACACAGUACUAAAAUAAUGAAAAGCACUUUUGAACAUUGUGUUGAUUUAAAUCAUAGAGAUGUAUUUUUCUUGUAGAACUGUUACGCUACAGUGUCGUUUGGAUCAGAACUGUGAAAGGAACAUUUUGCUUUUGAGGACAAAUGACAGAAAGGACCUGUUUAACUCAUAUCAAAUCAUAUAAAUUGUGACGUGAACACCGUCUGUAAAUAACAAUAAAAUAUAAUAGUUCAAACAUG
Messenger RNA from Hippoglossus stenolepis (Pacific halibut), 2709 nucleotides. It is a transcript of the gene aldh9a1b, whose product is annotated as aldehyde dehydrogenase 9 family, member A1b. Gene Ontology annotation, molecular function: 4-trimethylammoniobutyraldehyde dehydrogenase (NAD+) activity; aminobutyraldehyde dehydrogenase (NAD+) activity. NCBI's taxonomy places the organism in Eukaryota, Metazoa, Chordata, Actinopteri, Pleuronectiformes, Pleuronectidae. Bases 375 to 1931 code for a protein of 518 amino acids. The transcript has 13 exons. The record is from RefSeq and is a predicted model, not a curated record.